Molecule: messenger RNA, 3596 nt
Organism: Entelurus aequoreus (snake pipefish)
Lineage: Eukaryota; Metazoa; Chordata; Actinopteri; Syngnathiformes; Syngnathidae
Gene: slc6a4b
Product: solute carrier family 6 member 4b
Exons: 13
Coding region: 50-1807 (585 amino acids)
Biological process (GO): sodium ion transmembrane transport; serotonin uptake
Cellular component (GO): membrane; neuron projection
Molecular function (GO): serotonin binding; serotonin:sodium:chloride symporter activity
Source: RefSeq, a predicted model, not a curated record
CUCGGUAUGACUUUUUCCCAGUCCGGUGACCCAACACAACUCGGCGGUCAUGGCCAGUAGUCUGACCCACCACGGCUCCCCGAACCUCGGCUACACGCCCAACAACGUGGUCCCGGUGCCCAUCAUCACGCAGACGGACUCAAGGGACAAAUGGAGCAAAAAGAUGGACUUUCUCCUGUCUGUUGUGGGCUUCGCUGUGGACCUUGGAAAUGUUUGGAGAUUUCCGUACAUAUGUUACCAAAAUGGUGGCGGAGCUUUCCUCAUUCCAUAUAUUCUGAUGGCCAUCUUUGGAGGAGUGCCGCUCUUUUACAUGGAGCUAGCACUGGGACAGUUUCACAGAACCGGCGCCAUAUCCAUAUGGAAACACAUCUGCCCCAUUUUCAAAGGAAUAGGUUAUGCCAUUUGCGUCAUCGCCUUGUACGUGUCCUUCUAUUACAACACCAUCAUCGCCUGGGCCCUCUUCUACUUCUACUCCUCCUUCUCCACCAUCUUGCCAUGGACAAACUGCGACAACGCGUGGAACACUGCCAACUGCACCAACUACUUUGGCAUUGACAACGUCACAUGGACAGAUUCCUCCAGAUCUCCAGCAGAGGAAUUUUACACGAGGAACGUCCUCGAGAUCCACAAGUCGUCAGGCCUAACAAACGUGGGAGGUGUUCGCUGGCAGCUGAUGCUUUGCCUUUUUCUCAUUUUUACCAUUGUUUACUUCAGCCUCUGGAAGGGGGUGAAGACUUCUGGGAAGGUUGUAUGGGUAACCGCCACUCUGCCCUACAUCGUUCUUUUCAUUCUGUUGAUCCGUGGUGCCACUCUGCCAGGAGCUUGGAGAGGAGUGGAGUUUUACCUCAAACCCCAAUGGGACAAGCUACUGGAGACCAGUGUGUGGGUGGAUGCUGCUUCUCAGAUCUUCUUCUCCCUUGGUCCCGGCUUCGGAGUACUCCUGGCACUCUCCAGCUAUAACCCUUUUACUAACAACUGCUAUCGCGACGCCAUUGUGACCAGUUUGGUGAACUGUCUGACCAGCUUCGUGUCAGGGUUUGUGAUCUUUACAGUGCUGGGCUACAUGGCAGAGAUGAGGCAAGUGAAGGUGGAGGAUGUGGCCCGAGAUAAAGGACCCAGUUUACUCUUCAUCACCUACCCCGAGGCCAUCGCCAACAUGAUGGGUUCCACCUUCUUUGCGAUCAUUUUUUUCGUAAUGAUGAUCACUCUGGGACUGGACAGCACGUUCGGUGGGCUGGAGGCGAUCAUCACGGCGGUGUUGGAUGAAUAUCCCGAUCAUUUCUCUCAAAGACGUGAACUUUUUGUCCUUUGCUUGGUGGUGGUCUGCUUUCUGGGUUCUUUGAGUACUCUCACUAAUGGUGGUGCAUACGUGGUGAAGCUGCUGGAGGAGUUCGGGGUCGGAAGCUCCAUCAUUGCCGUGGGAUUCCUUGAGGUUAUUGCAGUUUCCUGGUUCUAUGGUAUCAACAGGUUCAGCAAUGACGUUCAGGCCAUGCUGGGCAAAGCCCCAGGACUCUUUUGGAAGGUGUGCUGGGUUGUGAUCAGUCCAGCCUUUCUCGCGUACAUCAUAGUGAGCUCGCUCGUCAAAGCACCCCAUCUCACCUUGUUCGACUACAAGUACCCGGACUGGAGCAUCACAGUCGGAUACCUCAUUGGCUUGUCAUCCUUCAUGUGGAUCCCCAUCUACAUGGUUUAUAAGCUAGUGUGGACGCCAGGUUCUCUGAAACAGAGGCUGGCAGUGUGUCUGCGGCCAGAGAGAACCAUACCAGACAUCCAUGCCAACAGCCUCAACAUGGCCACCGUCCCGUAACUAACAGCAGACAGUAAAAACACACUUGUCUCUCCUUUCUUUCUUUCUUUCAAGUUUUGUCUGUGACAUUACGACUGUUUGCAGCUCAAGCGGGCUGCUUUUUCUCACUCACCAAGUUUGACUUCCUCUGUGGACAAUUCGGAAUUCAACAUUGAGGGUACAGUGAAGUGCAGCAAUAUGAAUACUCACACCUGCAUGUGUUCAUCUUUGCACAUUAGCCUACUUACUAAAAAUCUCCACACUAACUCUUCCACUGGUGUAUGUUUCACACUGCCAUAAUGUCAGGGGAGAUAACAGCAGUGUCUCUAUGGUAUGGGAACAUACUACUCAAUGUCUUAUAAUAUCAUGUUCAGUUAAAUUCUAUACAAGGAAUUGUGUUCCUUGUGUAAUUUCAUAGGAUUAAGACAAGGCUUUACUUUGGGUGCCUGUUUAAAUAAGGGGUGUCCCAAACCGAUAUUGAAAGUGCUCCGAUUUGAGCAAAAAGACAAAUAUUAAAAACUAUAUCGGCUUGCUUCUAAAAUCUAUGAUAUCGGUGCCGCGAUACAAGCAGUCCUGCAGCGUGUUUGUGCAAAGCUGGACAGCCAGUUAACAUCAAAAUGUCCUCCAAUAAACACGCCAAGUCUGUCUUUUCUUAUAUUUUAGUAAAGUCAUUUGCAAAUUGUAAUCAUGGUAGGCUAUAGGCUACUAGGAGCUAGCAGCUACACAACAGGUAAGCACACAAUAGCACACAAGCUAGACAUAUGUUAUAUGUGUCCUUAAUUAAACAAUAUUGCCCUCUGUCAAUAUAAACAAGUAUUACAUAAUUAUAUUUGCGUAUUACUUACACAUACAAAGUCUCCGAGGCAAAAGCCCACUAGAAAGUAUCCAGUAACAAACGGGUCCCCAUCAUUCAAUUUACUGCGUCAUGAGCUUAUCUUAAUUAAUUAUCGUAGCCACUGCAUGUUGCCAAAAAAAAAAAAUACUCUAUUUCAACUCAAAGAUGACAUAACUCCAUUCCAGACAGUUAAUGAUAAAUAGGUUAUUGUUUUCUGUUUGAGUCAUUGCAGUGGUUCAAACCUUUUCUAACAUUCCACACUACAAAAUAAUAGAUUGUGAUUUGAGCAGUUAUCGUAUGGAUAUUGGCCAAUAGUCAAGGCUCCCAUGUUGUUAUCGUAUCAGAAGUGAAAAAGUUGUGUCGGAAGUGGGACACAAUCUAGUUUAAACACACAAUUUGUGUGGGUUUCUUUUUUUAACAGUAGCUUUUAUGAUAUCAUUCUUUGUAAUACAGUCAGUGUAGGAUUCCUACGCCAGCUUGCUUAAACAAAAACACCUGCCAACCCUUGAAUGUUCUGUAAUACGAUUUUAACACUUUUUUUUAUUGUUAUGUUAAGGUGAUGAGGCUGUAAACGUAAUAACUUUACUGAUCCUAAGGGCAAUUUGGUGGAGAUGUAGAGAUAAGAUGACUGUGCAACUAGAUUGUUUAAAACAUCUUAAAAAAUAGCUUCAGUUGACUUUUAAUAGCCUCUUUUGCCUUAAUCUGCCUAAAUAUGUCAGUGUAUUUACAAAAAUGUUGUAUCGAUAUUGUGCCUCUCCAGACAGUGUUUUUGCUCUAUAACUGAAGACACUCAACAUUGUUUUUUUUUCGUUCAUAAUCUGCAUCUACGAGCGCUUUACGCCAUUUUUUUUUUAAUCCAGUGAGUACUGUGAUGAGAAAAGUGACCAUGGCUGUGUGAGUUAUAAGCUUUCAGUAUUUGUAAAUGUCUGACCUAAUUAUAGUACGAAUUAUAGCUCGUGUCUUUACUCUUUUUCA